AUGAAAUAAGAGGAUUCUCAGUCACCCAGUCUUUGCGGGUACAUCAACUUCUUCCAAGUCUUAGGAGAAAUGGAAUCAGAGGGUCUAAUCACACAAUAAGAGAAAAGAAUCAUCAAGUAGAAAAUAACUGUAAAAGAACCCUCUCUCAUGCUGCUAUUGUCUAAAUAAUAGGAAGACACCCAGAUCAAAUCGGAAUUGCUGUCACUCUUGUCUUCUUUCCAGAUGACUCGUUCCAAAUCACACACUCAAGAAUUUUGUUCAUCCAAAAAACAAGGACAACAAUUUCAAGUAAUGCAGAUAUAUAUUUCACAUAGACUCAAACCAUCUAACUCAUGGAUCAACUAAUCAUCCAAUUGAAAUGCAUGCAACAAUAUGCCAAUCAACAAGUAAUUGAGUUUAGCCUAUUUUGCAUUAGAUCACUUAGGAAUUUAAGUCUAAAAUUGAGCAACUCAGAAAUAUACUCGACUCAUUGGAUCAAGAUGAAGAUGUCGAUUACUCCUUUGUUGAACUCCUCCAAUCAAACUAUUAAUAGAUUAAGGUAAUGUAGUCCUUACAGUUAGCAAAGGUAUUCUCGUUACAUGAAUUCACUCCUUGAAUUGAUGGAUGAGAAAGUCGAACCCAAAGACAUCCAGGCAUUUCUAAACACCUUCCUAAAUCAACUCAUCGGGUGUCAGACUUACAGUUUCAUACUCCUCAAAGAUCAAAAGGUUCAAAUCCACCAGGAGGACAAGUUCGAAGAAUUCCAAAUCACCAAAGAUGUCCUUGAUGAUUUGGUUAAUUUGCAACAAAUAACAGAGGUCCACUCUUUGAACACUCUCAAACAGUACUACCAAAGUCCUAAUAAUUUUAUACUCAAACUCACAGAUUACUAAUACUUUGUGAUGCAAUUGGAUCCCAACUUCAUGUCAUUUGUUAUGUUGUCCAAGCAGUAUAAUUACAUGGAUUCCUUGAUAGAUUUAGCUCAAUUUGUAAUAUAUACUUCAUAACAAAUCAAAGUCCAGUACUUCAGUAUUCUGUCUAUUGGAGACACUGUCUUGGAAUUUGGUCUAGAAAUAGUAAGAUGCUCCAAGUAUCUACUCAUUGAGAAUAUACUCUAAACCAUUCGCAAACAAUAUUAGGUCCACGAGAUCUCUGAACACUAACCAAAUGUGAUCACUCUCAAAUUUAAGGAUUCCUCCUCUCAACAUCUAUUUGCCUCCAAUCUAGAUCUUAAAAAACAAUAAGACUUAUUGAUCUACAACACUGUCAAUCAAAUCUACCAACGAUACUAGCAGUUUAUUAAAUAGUGUUACGAGAGAAUGCAAUUCUAUAAGUACUUUUUAAGAUCCAAAAACUUAUUCAUGAUUGAUUUUGAUAAGCAGGGUCGCUUACGUUUUUUGAGCAGAGCCUUGUCACAGAAGAUUAAGAUGUAAUUUCACAUUGAAAAAAUCUAAAUUGACUCUACCUACAAGUAGAUCUUCACAUAGAAUCAGCAAAUGCUUCAAAAUAUUGAAAAUUACAUAAGCAAUGCUAAGUGGAAAUUAACUCAACAGGAGGAGGAUUAAAAUAAGCAAUAUGAAAUAUUCAUAAGGAAGGAGGAGAAGCACUUCAAAGGAUUCACUUUGAUCCUCUCAGAAAAUGAAUGGGUGCGUAAAAAGACUCAGCCUCCAACCAAUGGAAAGACUAUAAGACAAUAAUUGCUGCAGACAGAAACCUUGGAUUACAUAAAGAAACUCGAAGAAUUUAAUCCUGAUAUCAGAAACUCUGUAGUUGCGAUGUACAUGCCUUAAAUACAAGAAUGCAAUUCAAAUGUUUAACAAACUUAGAAGACUCCAACUUUGGUGUUUAGAAAAAUUGACAAGGGGCAGGUUGUUGGAAAGAAUAGCUUCUUCUUUAAACAAAGGGAGGAAGAAAGAAGAUUUAUGAAAACUAAUCCAAAUAAGUUUAAUGAGUCUCACCUAAUUCUUAGAGAAGAAGACUGCGAGUUGGAUUCUCUAGAUUUCAACAUUCAUUUAGUAAUAUUUCUGUCUAGUAUUUUUAGAUUAAAUCUACAGUGGAGAAGUAGAGAAUAGUAUGGUCAUUGCUAGAAAGAAACAACUUUAAUUAAAUGUUUGCGUUGCCUUAAGAAAAAUUGAUCAACUUCUUGAUUGAGAUGGAAUCUCAAUACAAUAUGAACAACAACCCAUAUCACAAUUUCGAUCAUGGAAUCGCAGUGAUGUAGGCUGUCAAUUGUUUCAUCAAAUCAUUGACAAAACAAUUAGAUUAACAAUUCUUUAACAAUAUUACUAAGUUUUGUUUAUUGUUGUCAGCCUUAUGUCAUGAUGUUGCUCAUACAGGUAAGACCAAUGCCUAUGAAGCAAACUCAAUAAGUCAAUUGGCUAUCCGUUAUCAUGACAAAGUGGUAUAUUGUAUUUUGUUAACUCUUUUAUUAGAUACUGGAAUAACAUCAUGCAGCAACAACGAUUAAAAUUUUAAGAGAUGAUUAAACCAAUAUUCUUUGCAACUUUUCGGAUUAGGAUUUCAGAACUUUUAGGAAAUAACUAAUUUCCAACAUCUUGUCUACAGAUAUGCAGGAGCACUUCAAGAUGCUGAAGGAAUUCGAAUCCAGGAUAGAAUAAUAUGGUAAUGAUCCUGAGGAUUUGUCGUUGUUAUGUGGGAUGAUCACUCACACUGCUGAUUUUAAUGGGACUGCAAGGAAGUGGCCUCAAAGUAGAUUGUGGAGUGAGAAAAUCAAUUAAGAGUAUCGGGCUCAGUAUGCGGAAGAGGGCAAGAAAGGGUAUUCUCAAUAGCCAUUUAUGAAAGAUUUGGACAAGGUAAAAUAGAGUAUUGAAUAUCAAAGUUGCACGUGAUGUCCAAAAAUGAAAUUGGGUUCAUCAAGGUUAUAGUUAGGCCAUUGUAUCAUUAGAUGAACUUGUUUGGCAAAGGAGCAUUUUAAGAUUGUGUGGAUAAUUUGGAUGAGACCAUAUUUGAAUGGGAGAAGGUGUAUUAGUAAGAGUUGAAAGCAUUGCAAUAAUAAUAAUAAGGUAAUUAAUGAUUACUGAUGAUAUUUUUGUUGUGCUGGGGAG
Paramecium octaurelia is the source of this 3044-nucleotide messenger RNA. Lineage: Eukaryota; Ciliophora; Oligohymenophorea; Peniculida; Parameciidae. The record is from the annotation of a GenBank genome assembly.